GUCUUUGGCAGACACGAGACAGAUGGGAAAGCUCAGCAAAGACCAGUUUGCACUGGCCAUGUAUCUCAUUCAGCAGAAGGUCAGCAAAGGGAUUGAUCCUCCACAAGUGUUAACUCCAGAUAUGAUCCCUCCCUCAGACAGAAACACACCCAUCCAGACUCUGUCAGGUUACUUGACCCCUGUAGGAACUGAGAUCUCAGCACUAACAGAAAUGCGGCGUGAUAGUGCAAGUUCUGUUGGAUCAGGAGAAUUUACAGGGGUGAAGGAGCUGGAUGAUAUCAGCCAAGAAAUUGCACAGCUACAGAGAGAAAAAUAUUCUCUGGAGCAGGACAUUAGGGAAAAGGAAGAAUCAAUCAGGCAGAAAACCAAUGAAGUUCAGGAGCUGCAAAAUGAUUUAGAUAGGGAAACAAGUAACUUGCAAGAGCUGGAGGCUCAAAAACAAGAUGCCCAAGACCGCCUGGAUGAGAUGGACCAGCAGAAAGCCAAACUGAAAGAUAUGCUGAAUGAUGUGAGGCAGAAAUGCCAGGAAGAAACCCAGGUGAUCUCAUCACUGAAAAUGCAGAUUCAGUCUCAGGAAUCAGAUUUAAAAUUACAGGAAGAUGACCUUAACAGAGCAAAAGCAGAACUGAAUCGCCUGCAGCAAGAAGAGACUCAGCUGGAGCAGAGUAUCCAGGCUGGAAAAGUGCAGCUUGAAACAAUAAUCAAAUCUUUAAAAUCAACCCAGGAAGAAAUAAACCAGGCAAGAAGUAAACUCUCUCAGCUGCAAGAGAGCCAUCAGGAGAUGAAUAAGAGCAUUGAAGAAUACAAUGAAGCUCUCAAUGGGAUUCAUGGUGGGAGUCUGACAAAUUUAGCAGACAUGAGUGAAGGCCUUGGGCAGACAGAAAGAAGCAAUUAUGGAGCUGUGGAUGAUCCAUUUAAGAAUAAAGCCUUGAUGUUUACCAAUAACACACAAGAAUUGCAUACAGACCCAUUCCAGUCAGAAGAUCCUUUCAAAUCUGAUCCAUUUAAGGGAGCAGACCCCUUCAAAGGCAGUGACCCAUUCCAGCAUGACCCUUUUGCAGAGCAGCCACCUGCUCCAGCAGAUCCCUUUGGGGGAGAUCCAUUCAAGGAAAGUGACCCAUUUCGUAGUUCUGCCCCUGAGGAUUUCUUCAAGAAACAGGUGAAGAGUGACCCAUUUACCUCAGAUCCAUUCACAAAAACCCCCACUUUGCCCUCAAAGCCUGACCCUUUUGAAAGCACUGAUCCUUUUACGUCUUCCAGUAUCUCUUCAAAAGGUCCAGAUCCAUUUGGAACACUGGAUCCAUUUGGAAGUGGUGCUUUCAGUGGUGGUGAGGGAUUUGCAGACUUCAGUCAGAUGUCAAAGUCAGUACCUUCAGACCCCUUUGCCUCCUCUUUUGGAGGGGCAGGAUUCACAGAUGACCCUUUCAAAAGCAAAUCAGACACACCAGCAUUACCACCCAAGAAAAAUAUCCCUCCACGACCCAAGCCACCCAGUGGUAAAAGUACUCCUGUCAGCCACCUUGGGUCUGCAGAUUUUCCCAAGCCCCAUGAUCCAUUCCAGCCAUUUGGGGCUGACAGCAGUGACCUGUUUCAAAGUAAAAAGGGGUUUGGGGACCCAUUUAGUGGAAAAGAUCCAUUUGCUCCCUCCUCUUCAAGUAAAACUUCUAAAGACUCUUCCUUGGGGUUUGCAGACUUCAGCUCUUUUGGAAAUGAGGAGCAGCAGCUGGCCUGGGCGAAGAGAGAGAGUGAGAAAGCAGAGCAGGAGAGACUGGCUCGGCUGAGGAGACAGGAGCAGGAAGACCUUGAGUUGGCCAUUGCACUCAGUAAGGCUGACAUGCCAAACUCUUAAAGAGGGUCCUGGCCUCCACCCUCUUCAAGAGAAACCUUGGAACAAAGCUUUUAUAAAAAUACUAAACCCUUGGUUUAUAUUUGUGAGAAUGAUUUAAGUCACCUUCGGAUCUAAGCAGGGCUGGGCUGGUGGUGUCUGAGCCGGCUCUGUGGCUUCUCCAAGUGCAUAACCUGCAGGAAUCACUGUAUAAGCUGUAUUAUAUGUUCUAGAUCAAAUUUAUUGCUUGUAAGAAAUUUCAUGUGUAAUCCUAAGGUACUGAAAGUUUCUUUAUCUGAAACACAAAUGUUGCAUAGAGUAAACUGCAGCUUGUGGAUCUGUUUUUUUUUUUUUUAUUUUUAUUUUAUAUAACCUGAAUUCCACUGGGUCUUUGAGGCUGCAGUAUGGAUUUAAAAGAAAAUGUCAUAAAAAGAGAAUAUUUAUAGAAUUAGCUUUCACUUGUUACAUUUAUUUAAUAAUUCAUGGCAGGCUAAUCAGUACUUCUGCAUCAUCUAUGUCAAAGCAUAAAUUCAUUGGUAUUUUUAUCCAGAAGUUGUGGCUUUUGCAAAAGAAUCUGACAAUUGAUAGAUGAUGGAUACAGUGAACUCUAUAAAACAGUACAAAUUUGAAGACUCUAGAAAUUAGCAGUUCUAAUUUAAACUUUGUUUGCAUCGAGUUUUAAUAAUUAUAUACAACUAAAAGUGGGAAUUAAUUCCGUAAAUGGGAUAAAUAAUUUAGCAGUUAAAUGAUGAGGUAAAAAUUUGCUUUGGUGUAAGCAAACAGGAUUGCAAGGUGGCGACACAUUUGGGUGCUGCUUUGAUGUGACAUCAAGAAAUGAAGGGGUGGAAAAGUUGCCAUGUUUGAGGAGCACUCACUGUACCCCCAUUCACUCCUCAUUGCACCCUCAUUUACUCCUCAUUGCACCCUCAUUUACUCCUCGUUGUACCCUCAUUUACUCCUCGUUGUAACCUCAUUUACUCCUCAUUGCACCCUCAUUUACUCCUGGGACAGUCUCUACCUCUGCUUCUUCAAUUCCACCUGUUUGGGCUUACAGAUCAAGCAGCUUUAGCUGAAAUGAAGCCAAGUUAAAUCAGAUUUUAGUUGCCAAAUGCACAUUCACGCAUCAGCUCUGGCAGCACUGCCUGGGCUGCCUCUAAAAUUCAGUUUGCAGGACUCAGACCAGGUAGGAGCAGGUUUUACAUGCACUGAAUGCUUCCACCUGGAAAACACAGCACAGAAUGUGUUGGACGUGUCAUAGAAAAAAUAAGUCUGUGAAUUUAAUUUGCUUCCUAGAAAUGCCUUUUCUGAUUACAGGAAUUCUAAAACUUCAGUUGUGUUUGCCUUGGAAUUUUCUGUCUGGUAGAGUAGGGGUCUAGCACAGCAUUUUUAAAUGUCCUCAGUCUCCUUUCCUGCCCUUUGUUCUCUGGGAAUACAAAAGCUUUACAUUCUUACUGAUGUGGCCCUUGUCUUACAACAUUUUCUCUUUUUUUUUUUUUUUUUUUAAUGUGAUAAUUCCUUCAUCAUCUUCAAUGCAUUUCUAUUUUUUAUGUCCUUGCUUCCUUCCUUUUAUUUUCGUACUGCAAUGAUAGUGCCUGCUCAGUGAAUGAAAUCAGUGUUUCCCUGCUCAGGUGGGAUUUGCCUUAUCCUGGAUGCUUUCCUGACACAGAGGAGUCAGACUGGAUCUUUUUUAGCUUUCAGCUCUGAAAUGCAGCCAGGACAUUUGUGGCAUUUGCAGCCUCAGGCUCUGGUGGGGAGGUGGGUGUGCAGACACAUCUGUUCCUGUUUGGGAUGUUCCUGUCUGUGUCUCCUGUGCUAAUGGUACUACAAAUAAUGUAAAAAGAUUUAUUUCUAAUACCAAAACCAACCAUAUAAUGGUCUUUAAUAGUGUCCUUUAAUGAGCCCUUUGGGAUGCAAUAGAAGCUAUUUCUAAUUUUGAAGAUCCUGAUUUGAUAUCCCUUCCCAUUGCAAUAAUUUUUCUCUUAAUAUAUGUUCGAUCAAACAUACUAAAACACAAAAUAUUCUCCCUUCUGUUGGUGUAUAGAACUUGAAAUCUCUGAGAGCUAACUUGUCUUUAGGUAACAUGAUAAAACUUUUGCUGUGAAAGAGCAAUUUUCAAAAGCAAGAUUGGCUGCAAGAUUCUCAGUGCAGUUCUGCAGACUGUACCCAUGUGUAAGAUCCUCCUGUUCACUUGGACCCGAGUCCUUGUGCUGUCCCUUCUGCCACAAUAAAAUUUAGAAAUUAAUACCAGUUCUGGAUGGGAUGAUGCCACUCCAGUGCGACAGGUGGAGGACUAAAGAGCUUGAUGCAUUUUUGAAGUUCUGUUCCAUAA
This is a messenger RNA of Zonotrichia albicollis (white-throated sparrow), 4154 nucleotides long. The record is from RefSeq and is a predicted model, not a curated record. Lineage: Eukaryota; Metazoa; Chordata; Aves; Passeriformes; Passerellidae.